Molecule: messenger RNA, 2737 nt
Organism: Rhodamnia argentea
Lineage: Eukaryota; Viridiplantae; Streptophyta; Magnoliopsida; Myrtales; Myrtaceae
Product: integrin-linked protein kinase 1-like
Exons: 11
Coding region: 605-2062 (485 amino acids)
Biological process (GO): protein phosphorylation
Molecular function (GO): ATP binding; protein kinase activity; protein binding
Source: RefSeq, a predicted model, not a curated record
UCUCCCUCCCCUCCCUCCGUCUCUCUCGCGCAUCUGUGUGGAGACCAUUCUCUCUCUCUCUCUCUCUCUCUCUCUCUCUCUCUCUCCACGCUUCUCGCUCGGAUCCCGCCAUCUUCGUCUUCUCCAACUCUUCCUUCUCUAUUCUUGAAUGUGAGUCCAAACAAUGACUUGAGGACGUCCCUCCUCUGCUCGCGUUCCCUCCGUCGCUCGAUGUCGAGAGCUUUCUUCUAGCUCUCGAUUCGUCGAGUUCUCCGUCUCCGUCUCUGCCUUGCUCGCUUCCGAUUUCGUUCCCGCGGUCGGCCGUUGCUGGGUCCCGGUGCUGUUUGAUUCCGCAUCGGACGACGCAUGCCGCAUUCCCCGAUUCACUAGGCCACCGUGCGUUGUUCCGGCGACGAGCGAGCACGCCGGGAGAGGAGGGAGAUCGAGGCGUUUUUUGGCUAGGCUGCUGGUGAUGAUUCCUGGCCAUUGUUCGUGCAGCGAGGCUUGACUCGAUUUGAGGCGGAUUCUGGUGUUGGGAUCGUGAGGAUUAGAGUUGAUUGAAAAGGAAGGAAGGAAGGAAGGAAGGAAGGAAGGAGGAGGAGGAGGAAAUAAAAAAAAAAAGGGAAUGGAUAUAGCUGCGCAGCUGAAGCGAGGCAUAUCGCGCCAGUUCUCGACUGGCUCGUUGAAGAGGGGCUUCAGCAGGCAAUUCACGCGGCAAUCGUCGCUGGACCCGAGGCGGAACAACAUGCGGUUCAGCUUCGGGAGGCAGUCGUCGCUCGAUCCGAUAAGGAGGAGCCCUGACCGCGACGACGAGCUCACGGUGCCUGAGAACUUGGACUCCACGAUGCAGCUCUUGUUCAUGGCGUGCAGAGGGGAUGUGAGGGGGGUGGAGGACUUGCUGAACGAAGGGAUCGAUGUGAAUAGCAUUGAUUUGGACGGGCGGACCGGGCUGCACAUCGCCGCCUGCGAAGGGCAUGUUGAAGUUGUCAAGCUUCUGCUCAGUAGGAAGGCUAACAUGGACGCCCGUGACCGGUGGGGGAGUACGGCAGCUGCUGAUGCAAAAUACUAUGGAAAUCUGGAAGUAUACAACAUUCUGAAAGCUCGUGGAGCCAAAGUCCCUAAAACAAGGAGGACACCCAUGACUGUUGCCAACCCUAAGGAAGUUCCAGAAUAUGAGCUGAAUCCUUUAGAACUUCAGGUUCGGAGGGGCGAUGGUGUUUCAAAGGGAACUUAUCAAGUAGCUAAAUGGAAUGGUACGAAGGUGGCUGUAAAGAUAUUGGAUAGGGACAGUUACUCAGACGCGGAGACCAUAAAUGCUUUCAAGCAUGAGUUAGAGUUACUAGAAAAAGUGAGACAUCCGAAUGUGGUUCAGUUUGUUGGAGCUGUCACCCAAAACAUGCCCAUGAUGAUUAUUUUGGAGUACCAUCCAAAGGGUGAUCUCGGAAGCUAUCUUCAGAAGAAAGGGCGUCUCUCUCCAUCUAAAGCUCUACGGUUUGCACUUGAUAUUGCAAGGGGUAUGAAUUAUCUCCACGAAUGUAAACCAGAUCCCAUCAUCCAUUGUGACUUAAAGCCUAAAAAUAUCUUGCUGGAUAGUGGGGGUCAGUUAAAGAUUUCUGGAUUUGGUUUGAUAAGUUUGGCAAGAGUAUCCCCUGACAAAGCAAAACUUGCACAGCCUGGGACUCAAGCUGAACUGUCGCGUUUAUAUGUGGCACCUGAGGUUUAUAACGAUGAAAUAUUUGAUAGAAGUGUGGAUGCCUUUUCCUUUGGUCUCAUUCUUUAUGAGAUGAUUGAAGGAGUCCAGCCUUUCUAUCCCAGUUCUCCAGAAGAGGCAGCCAAAAUGAUAUGUUUAGAGGGAAAACGCCCGCCUUUCAAGAUCAAAGCUAAAACCUACCCUCCUGAUUUGAAAGAGUUGAUAGAGGAAUGCUGGGAUACAGAAUCUGUCGUGAGGCCAACUUUUUCUGAAAUUAUCGUACGUUUGGACAAGAUAGUUGCAAAUUGUUCCAAGCAGGGCUGGUGGAAGGAUACGUUCAAGCUUCCUUGGUAUGCUUCUCCUCCUUUUUAUCUUCGAUUAGUGAGAUUUUAAUUAGUCUAAAUGGCAUGAUGGGUUAAGGGCAACAGCGGUAAUGAUGUGUCUGGAAAUGAAGAAGGUAAGAACGUGUGGCGUGUGAUAAAUGUACAUGUAGUGACUAUAACAACAGAUGACGGACACUUAUUCUAUUGCAACUAGGAAGUUGCGACCGUUGCAACCGAGCGACAGCCAAGUAUUGUAGUUAGAAAAUAGAAGUAGACAAGCCGAGACCAUGCUCAACUCGUUUGUUCGCAGAAUCAAUUGCUGAAAUUUACCCUAGAACCUUGUGAGAAUACAUAGAUUUACUACGAGGCAAGCUGGCACAAGGCCAUCGUUGCAUUGGAACACGACAUGACUGUCAUCACAUAAGUUCUGGAGAGAUCAGGCUCUAUUGCAUGAAAUACUUCAAUCAAAGUUGAAUCAUAUUUUUUGGACUAUAUAUAUGUAGGAAAUGAGAGGAAGCACUCUUAUACUGCUGGAUGAAGGAAGCAAACAAUGCUCAGAGUCAUUUUCGCGUUCAGUUGUGAAGCUACCACGUUGAAUAUAUGAUAACGUCUUUGUAAGAGACCUCUGAAAUGAAAAAUAUAAUAAGCUCUUAGUUUUUGUUCUUCUAUGGUGCUUAAGCAGUUCCAUUGUAAUGUACUGUAUAAUAUGUGAAAGAUCAUUAAUGAUAGUUCAGUAGUUUCCAUA